GUCAGUCCAAUAAAGUCACUGCAGCCUUUACAAUUUUAGAAGUUAGAGGUACUGUUUCAAUAUCGAAUAUUUACCUGGAGAAAACAAAGAAAAAAAGCAUAUGUAACAUCUCAUUUCCAGAGAUUCAUUUUCAUGUAGAAAGAGGCCAUCUGAUACAACAUGUCACUAGGAAGGGCAUCUUCGACGAUAACAUAUGCUGUAGACUCAUCCCAGUUUGACAUAAUAUUCAUUCACUAAUGUAAUAGUAGAAAACCACUAUCGACAAGCAACUCUACAAACUGAAUGUGAGGUGAACCAAAUGUCUUAUCAAACAGCUCUAAUGAAUCACAUAUCGAGACAUCACCUCUACACAUCACAGGAAUUGAAAGACAGAAUCUUCCAGUCAGUAACAAUAUAAGAUCCUCGGCAGAAGAGCAUCUAGAUUCUAUAGCAUCCUGAUUCCACAUUGUAUACGCAUUCUCAAUCCCAAUUUCAAAACUAAAUAAGAAAAGUGCCUUCUUGAACUCUAUAAUGCAUAGGCAAGACUUAAAAAAAAAAUUAAAAAAAAUGAACACAGAAAUCUUCAAUAUCAGAAAUGUACAAAACGGUAGCAAAUUACAGAGAAACCUUGGAGAAUAUGCCCAUCUCCGACAACUUAUGAACAUCGGGGAUCGAAUUACAGCACCAGAGAAUGCAGUUAAUUACAGCUGAAAAAUCAAGAGACAAGAAAGAACAAAGAAGAAAACUCCCUAAAAUAACACAAAUAAUCCUGUAUCCGGGAUGAGAAGAAGAAGUUAUCCUAAAAAUGAACACAAGAUUGAGUGGGCAGCAAAUGGAAACUAACACAUGGGAAGACCAAUUAAAUCAGCGAAAUAGCAGAAACCCACCUGAUGAUAAGAAGAAUUCGGAGCCAACCAAACCUCAAGCAUACAUUUUAAUCCGAAACGUAACAGAUCAGAAUAUGGUUAAUGGAGGAAGGGAGCGAAGGAAUAGAAGAGAUGAACACUAAAACCCUACUAAAGCAAUCCGUUUACAUACCCCUAAAUUUUAAUGAAUAAAGUGGUCGUCUUUGGUUCAAGAUGAGGACAAAAUAGUAAUAUUUCAUCCCCUUCUGAAUGAGGUUUAAGAAAUCUGUAGAAGGAUGAAAUUUUGCAUUAUCUAGUCUUUGAUCUUUUUUUUAAUCUGCGUUUUCAGUUUCGUAUCUCAAAUUUCUAACAAUGUACUUGGUGCCCAGAAAUUUUUUUCAUCGGAUUCAUUCCAAGAAGGUUUCUUUUUACAACAUUUUCUUCAAAACCCAUGUCGAUUCUUCUUCGGUGAAUUCGUUUGGAUUUCAGCAACGGAAUCCUGGGUUUGUUUCAAAUCCAUUUCGGAUGUCGGUUUCCAGUUAUGCCACCUCUCCGAUUCGACGGCGGCGGCUGAGGGGACCCCCAACAAGAUCUCUGAGGAGGAGAAUGAGCAGAAGAGCAAAAGCUGCCGCUGAGCCAGUGUUGGAUGAAGCUCAAUUUCAGAGGGCUAUUUCAAAACUCCUGCCCAGGUUCACCCCUGAGGAGCUCUGCAAUGUCAUUACUUCAGAGGAUGACCCUUUGGUAUGUCUUGAGUUGUUUAAUUGGGCAUCUCAACAGCAUAGGUUUAGGCACAAUGUUUCCUCUUUUCAUAUUACCAUAAAGAAGCUUGGUGCUGCUAGAAUGUAUGAAGAAAUGGAUGAUAUUGUUAAUCAAGUGCUUGCUAUUCGUUCCCUUGGUACUGAAGCUCUUUACAAUACCAUGAUUUAUUAUUUUACCCAAGCUCGAAAAUUGACUAGGGCUGUGAAUAUAUAUAAGCACAUGAAGGACAUGGGGAAGUUGGAUUGUAGGCCGUCUAUUACGACUUAUAAUAUCCUUUUCACGGCGUUGUUAAGUACGGGUAAGAAUUCAUACAUCAAUUACAUGUAUAUGGACACGAUUCGGUGUUUGUUUAGGCAAAUGGUGGAUGAUGGGGUGGAACCGGAUGUUUACACCUUGAAUUGUUUGAUUAAGGGGUAUGUGCUAUCGUUGCAUGUCAAUGAUGCCCUUAGGGUAUUUCAUCAGAUGGGUGUUGUUUAUAGUUGCCGGCCUAAUUCAUUUUCAUAUGAUUACUUGAUCCAUGGGCUUUGCGCUCAAGGAAGAACCAAUAAUGCUAGGGAGCUAUGUGUGGAAAUGAAGGAGAAGGGAUUCAUUCCAAGUGUUAAAUCUUACAACUCCAUUGUGAACUCCUUAGCUCUUGGUGGGGAGUUGGAUCAAGCCGUGAAUUACUUAUGGGAGAUGAUUGAAAACCAACGAUCAGUCGAUUUUAUAACCUACCGGACUCUGCUUAAUGAGAUAUGUCGCCAAAAACAGGUGGAAGAUGCCGUGGAUUUACUGGAGAAGUUGCAAGAGAAGCACCUACUAGGUGAGGCUACUUAUAGGGACCUUCUCCACGGGAUUGAAUGGUGUGAGAAACAAAUGGUGUUCAUUCUAUCCUGUGGCAAAGCGAAACCCACUAAAGCUAUGAAAGUAGGUGCUGCUAGGCACACAGAACUUGAAGAAGAGGUAGCCAAAAAGGUGCCCAUCCAAGUUACAUCCGCUGAGGACAAAUGGGCUCUGAGAUUCAUAAAUUUUAUUGUUGGUGCAAAUCAGUUAUUGUUUGAAGGAUUGACACGUGAAUUACCCUUGUAGGUUUGUUUCCUUGAAACAUUAGUUUCUUGAUUCAGUGCUUUAUGAUGCCGUGCACCUAGUGUGAAACUUGAGAAUUAUUGCUGCUUAGUUCUGCACAUGUACUGAUAUUUUUCAGGUCACUCUGCUUUAAAUGCUCUUAAAUUUGCAUGAGCAUGCUCCUCUGUGUAAGUCCGCCCCUCACCUCACUACCACAAGCAAGAUGCAUAUCAUAUCCCCCUCUAUGUGCUUUGUGUAUCCUCUAUGUGGGUGAUUCUGGAGUGAAAUUGUUUUCUUUUAUGGUCUCAUGGGCUCUUUUUUAUCUGCAGAGUUAGCUUCGAAAUGAUGAAGUUCGAAUGCCUCUCUCAGAGACUGAAACAUAUGCUA
Messenger RNA from Oldenlandia corymbosa var. corymbosa, 3014 nucleotides. Lineage: Eukaryota; Viridiplantae; Streptophyta; Magnoliopsida; Gentianales; Rubiaceae. The record is from the annotation of a GenBank genome assembly.